GUAACGUAAUGGUAGUUCUGUGAGGUAAAGCCUUAGCAUGAAGUGAUUGGUGUGACUCAUGUAAUAGCAGCAAAUAUGAAAAGGGAGGACCGGGGAAGUGACUAUGAGUAAAGUGGACGUGAAAGUUGUUCUUUUGGGCAGUGAAUAUGUAGGUAAAACAAGUCUUCUUGAAAGAUAUGUCCACGACCGAUUUAGGAGUAAUCUCCCAUAUCAAAAUACCAUUGGCGCCGCCUUUGCAGCCAAGAUAGUGACUUUACGAGGGAAAAAAUUUACUAUUGGAGUGUGGGACACAGCAGGCAGUGAACGGUACGAGGCCAUGAGUCGCAUAUAUUACCGUGGAGCCAAAGCUGCUAUUGUAUGUUAUGAUAUUACUAACCGUGCUUCAUGGGAUAGAGCCAAAUUUUGGGUUAAUGAGUUAAGAAGAUUUGAAGAGGACUGCAAAGUAUAUUUGUGUGGUACCAAAUAUGACACUGUUUCGGAAGGCACACCCCGACAAGUUGAAAUCGGGAUGGCUGAAAAAUAUGCAGAGGGCCUGCAAGCAAAUUUUAUAGAAACAUCAAGCAAAACUGGGCAUAAUGUUGAUAAGCUUUUUCAGAUGAUCGCUGAGGAUUAUUUAGACAGUCCGGAACCCAAUAAAAUUGAGGAGACAAUUACACUCACUCAACUGAACAAGCGAAGAAACUGUUGUCCCUAAGUGUCAACAAGUUUUUCAAAUCCUCUGUCAGAAGAAUCCGUCUGUUUUUAUCAUAAAGGCUGUGAAAAAUUACAUAUUUUAUUACUGUAUAUGGAAGAGACAUUUUAUGUACUGCAUUAUGCAAUAUUUCUUCUAAAAGAGACUAAUGUGGAUGGUAUUUCAGAAGUUUUUUGCUUUAAAUAGUAUUUUUAACAAUUGUUAUUCACAUGUUAUUUAUAAAGAUAUUUAUUAAAAUUAUUUUGCACAUUAUACUUGAAACAUUAUUCCUUAUUGUUCAUUCCUAUUCCAUCUUUCAAUGAUUGUCAUAAUCCAGAUUCUGCUGGGUGUAUCUCCUAUGAGCCUUGAGACAAAUUUUUCUGUUGGUUCACCAGAUAUUCGCAGCUGAAUUUCUGCAAAAUGUAGGUGAAUUCAGCCCAAACAAAUAGUGCUUAUGCAACACCCAGUGUUGGGAAAUAUUAGGUGGUUUAUCCAUAGCAACUGAAAUAGCUUUUAAAAUGAAAUUGUGUGUUGAUUAUGUAGUGGUACCAAAUUAGUAUAGUACAAUAGUCAGCUUAAUGAUGUCUAGAGAGAUAUGGCACAAUGCAAAUAAUAUCCAUAAUUCAGACAGUGACUGACUAGGGUUGGUGCAUGAGGUUGCAAACUCAUUGCAGCACGAGACAGGACAAGUUGAGGAAGGAAGGUGUGGUUAACAAGUGUUCACUGAGCUUUUGCUGUCUAUUGUAGUAAUAAAAUGAUAAAGAAUACACUAUCCUCUUGUCAACUAAACUUCCAGGUAUUAUGAGAAUUGAUAGAUCUUAUCUAAAAAGAGAUGUACAAAAAGAAAGAUUAACAAAUGUGUGUAUUCUGUUUUCUUAAGCUGAUAUCA
Messenger RNA from Schistocerca cancellata (South American locust), 1559 nucleotides. Its product is annotated as ras-related protein Rab-24-like. The transcript is spliced from 5 exons. The record is from RefSeq and is a predicted model, not a curated record. NCBI's taxonomy places the organism in Eukaryota, Metazoa, Arthropoda, Insecta, Orthoptera, Acrididae. Bases 104 to 694 code for a protein of 196 amino acids. Gene Ontology annotation, molecular function: GTPase activity; GTP binding.